AUGUAUACCUCACCAAGACUUCUACAGCCGUUGAUUUGGGUGACAGGGGUGUUGGCUGUGUUUCCGGAUUGCCAGAACGGGCCGUUGCAGACUGAAACGAUAUGCAAUACAUCAGCCUCACCACUUGAUAGAGCAAAAUCUCUCGUCACCCUCUAUACCCUGGAAGAAAAAAUCAAUGCGACAUCCUCUGGGUCCCCGGGUGUUCCCCGUCUCGGAAUCCCACCCUAUCAAUGGUGGUCAGAAGGACUCCACGGCAUUGCAGGACCCUACACCAACUUUAGCACCUCAGGCAUCGAAUACAGCUAUUCGACCUCCUUUCCUCAGCCUAUCUUAAUGGGUGCAGCUUUUGAUGACCACCUCAUCACCGAUGUUGCGAAAGUCAUUUCCACCGAAGCUCGAGCCUUCAACAAUGCUAAUAGAACUGGCCUCGACUUCUGGACCCCCAAUAUCAAUCCCUUUCGAGACCCGAGAUGGGGCCGGGGUCAGGAGACGCCGGGCGAAGAUGCGUUUCAUCUAUCUUCGUAUGUGAAAGCGCUGAUUGCCGGGUUGCAGGGCGAGACCACAGAUCCGUAUAAGCGGGUUGUUGCGACUUGCAAGCACUUUGCCGGGUAUGACAUUGAAGACUGGAAUGGGAACUUGCGGUACCAAUUCGAUGCGCAGAUCUCGCAGCAGGAUCUCGUGGAGUAUUAUUUACAGCCUUUCCAGGCGUGUGUGCAGGCUAACGUUGGCGCCUUCAUGUGCUCGUAUAAUGCAGUAAAUGGUGUACCAACAUGUGCGGAUCCUUAUCUACUGCAGACAAUUCUUCGCGAGCAUUGGGGAUGGACUAAUGAAGAGCAAUGGGUCACUUCUGACUGCGAUGCGGUUCAGAAUAUCUAUCUACCACACCAGUGGUCCGCGACUCGUGAGCAGGCUGUGGCUGAUGCGCUGAUUGCGGGUACCGAUCUUGAUUGUGGUACGUAUAUGCAGGAACAUCUGCCUGGCGCUUUUGCGCAGGGUCUGGUGAAUGAGAAUGUGCUGGAUCAGGCGUUGGUCCGACAGUACUCUUCGCUUGUUCGUCUGGGUUGGUUCGAUGAUGCGGCCGAUCAGCCGUAUCGUCAGUUUGGGUGGGACUCGGUUGCUACGGAUGCCUCACAGGCUCUGGCUCGUAGGGCUGCUGUGGAGGGUAUCGUGCUGUUGAAGAACGAUGGGGUAUUGCCGCUUUCCAUUGACUCAUCCGUGAGUCUGGGUGUCUUUGGAGAUUGGGCGAAUGCUACUUCGCAGCUUCUCGGUAACUACGCUGGUGUACCAACAUAUCUACACUCCCCAUUAUGGGCGCUUCAACAAGAAAACCUCACCAUUAAUUAUGCAGGCGGUAAUCCAGGUGGCCAAGGAGACCCAACCACCAACCGUUGGUCAUCGCUCUCAGGUGCAAUAGCCACAAGCGACAUUCUGAUAUACAUCGGCGGCAUCGACAACAGCAUCGAAGAAGAAGGCCACGACCGAACAUCCCUAGCCUGGACAGGCGCCCAACUCGACGUCAUCUUCCAACUCGCUGCCACCGGCAAACCAACCAUCGUCGUCGUCAUGGGCGGCGGCCAAAUCGACAGCGCACCUCUCGCCAACAAUGCCAACAUCUCAGCCAUACUAUGGGCAGGCUACCCAGGCCAAGACGGCGGCCCAGCCAUCGUCGACAUCCUCACUGGAAAAUCCCCACCAGCAGGACGUCUCCCACAAACCCAGUACCCAGCCUCUUACACCAGCCUCGUCCCCAUGACAGACAUGGGACUCCGACCCAGUGAAAACAACCCAGGACGUACGUAUAAGUGGUACAACGGCACGGCAACCUACGAAUUUGGCCAUGGUUUGCACUACACCAACUUCAGCGCCACCGUCACCUCGCCCAUGCAGCAAAGCUACCGCAUUGCAGAUCUAAUGUCGACGUGCAAGAACGCAACUAGUAUCACGCUCGAGCGCUGCGCUUUCACCUCUGUGGAUAUCAGCGUUACUAAUACCGGGGCCGUGGCGUCCGACUACGUUACCCUGUGCUACAUAUCCGGAUCCCACGGUCCGGCGCCGCACCCCAAGAAGUCUCUGGUUGGGUAUCAACGGCUCUUUGGAAUUGCGGCUGGUGCGUCGGACACGGCGAGGAUUGACUUGACGCUGGAGAGUUUGGCGAGGGUGGAUGAGGUGGGGAAUAAGGUGUUGUAUCCUGGGGAGUAUAGCUUGAUGGUUGAUAAUGCGCCGUUGGCGGCGGUGGCGUUUCGUCUGACGGGCGAGGAAGAGGUUUUGGAUUUCUGGCCGCAACCGGGGGGAAAUAGGACGGGGAGCGGGGUAGAAGGGUUGGAGGGGUAUUUUGAGGGUGGGUUUGGGAGUGGCCAGGUUGUUGUGUAG
This is a messenger RNA of Plenodomus lingam JN3, 2370 nucleotides long. The record is from RefSeq and is a predicted model, not a curated record. Lineage: Eukaryota; Fungi; Ascomycota; Dothideomycetes; Pleosporales; Leptosphaeriaceae.